Messenger RNA from Daktulosphaira vitifoliae (grape phylloxera), 2810 nucleotides. RefSeq names its product zinc finger protein zfp-1-like. Bases 310 to 2376 code for a protein of 688 amino acids. The transcript is spliced from 15 exons. Gene Ontology annotation, biological process: regulation of transcription by RNA polymerase II. Lineage: Eukaryota; Metazoa; Arthropoda; Insecta; Hemiptera; Phylloxeridae. The record is from RefSeq and is a predicted model, not a curated record. Gene Ontology annotation, molecular function: nucleosome binding; histone binding. Gene Ontology annotation, cellular component: nucleus.
AUCUGUCGCUUAUACAUUGAUAUUUGUUUUGACUAUUGGAACCUACCGCAAAAUGUUAUACGCCGCAUAAAAUGUAUUCUUUCUGUAAAAAGUUCGUAUCCUUUGUGGAAGUCCACAGUUAGGCAUUACGAAUUAGUUCUGUAUAUUAAAUAUGUAAAUAUCGGAACCUAAAAAAUUCAACUUCUGCAAUAAACCUAAGCUUCAAAGAACAACAUAGUAAUAUUUUAAACCUAGUGGGAUCUUAGAGAAUUUCUCACUAAGAAAAUUUAAAAUAAUUUCAGUGUUCUAUAGUAUUUUUGCAAAACAAAAAUGAAAGAAAUGCUUGGUGGAUGUAGUGUAUGUUGUGAUGAUACUGGAUGGGCAGAAAAUCCUCUAGUAUAUUGUGAUGGACCUAAUUGUAAUGUUGCUGUACAUCAAGCUUGUUAUGGUAUUCGUAGUGUACCUAAAGAUGAAUGGUUUUGCAGAAAAUGUGAAUCUUUUCAAGAAAAAAAUAUUAAAGUGAAAUGUGAAUUAUGUCCUUCUAAAGAUGGUGCAUUAAAACCUACUGAGUGUGGACAGUGGGCUCAUGUAGUAUGUGCAUUAUAUAUACCAGAAGUAACUUUUCUUGAUGUUACCACAAUGGAACCAAUUAAGCUGAGUGCAAUACCACGAGAUCGUUUUAAUAGGGCUUGCUAUAUUUGUGACGAAAAAAACAAAGUAUCAAAAUCAGCAUCUUAUGGAGCUUGCAUGCCAUGUAACAAAACUGGUUGUAAAUUGGGUAUGCAUGUUACUUGUGCCCAAAGUAUUGGAUUAUUGUGUGAAGAGGCUGGCAAUUAUUUAGAUAAUGUAAAAUAUGUUGGUUAUUGCAAACACCACUAUUCAAAAUUAAAAAAAAGCAACAAUAUAAAGCCUAUAGCUCCUUAUCGUCCACAAAAUAAUACUGAAAAUUCUUCUAAUGAAUGUACACCAGAAAAGCUAACUGUAUCUAAUCCUGACACAGAAUCUUUGGCUUCAAAACAAAAAAAAAAGUUAACUGUUUCUGGUGACAAAGUAGUAAAUGAAAAAAAAGGAAAAGAUCAUAAAGAAAUAAACUUGUCAAGUACACAAAGUAAUGAAAAGAAAAAUUCACAGCCACACAUUGUUUCACCGAGCCCUAUUGGAAGUUUAAUCAUUUCAGUUGGAACUAAAACUGAAAAUAUGACUACAGGUAUCAAAAAUCAACAUCCAUAUGACUCUGAAUCUGGUAAACCCACUAAAAUUCUAAAAACUGAAAACCUUAUGCAUGCUGAAUCUUCAAAUAGUUAUAAAAAUCAAAAUAUUGGAGCUAAAAUUAUUGAAGAAUCAAAUAUAAGCAAGUCUGAAACCAAAACAAUUGUUAUAAAGUCAAAUAUACCUGGAGUUAAUUUAAUAAAAUUACCAGAGCAAAAUGUAUGGAAGCAAGAAACAAGUGUAAUCAGUGCUAAAAAAACUCAUACUGCAUCAAAAAAAGAGACAAUGGAAAAAAAAGUAAUUGAAACCAAUAGCAAUGCUGUUCAUAUGCUAGGAAACUCAUUGAAUUCUUCUUCAAGUAUGGCACUAAAUAUGGUAGACACUUUAAAUGAAGAAAUUGAAACUCAUAAAAAAUUUAGCGGAGAAAGAAAUGGACCUUCUAGUCAACCACAACAAUCAGUUAUGGGUCCUCAACUACCUAGACGCCAUCCAAAACCACCCCCUAUCAGUCAAUCAGAAAUAUCUCAAUCUCAAGGGUCAGUUCCAACAACAUGGUCAUCACUUACUAAUGGUCUAAACAACAAUAGUACUUAUGGUUUAGAAGACUUACUCGAACGUCAUUGGGAACAAGGGGGUGCUUUUCUAAUGGAGCAAGCUCAGCAUUUUGACAUUGCUUCAUUGUUGACUUGCUUAUACCAGCUAAAAAAUGAAAAUAUAAAUUUAGAGGAAGAACUAGCAAGCUAUACAAAACGCCGUGACCACUUAUUAGCUGUAAAUGCUAGACUAGCUUUACCAUUGCAACCUCCACCAGCUCAAAAUGCUGGUAAUAGAACACCUACUACAACAUCUACAUCCCUCAUGAAUAAUCACUCAGAAACUAUUGUUCUUUCGAGACCUAAUUAUCAAUCCAGUCUUCAAUCUCUAGACACUCAAUUACAGCAUAGAUAUCAAAAUCACUCCAUGCCAAACAGACAUCAAGUACAUCACAAUGUACCUAAUAGUAUUCCAUCUCAAGUUGUUAUUCGUGGAAAUAUUCAAGAUCCAAGAUCAGAUGUCAGAAGACAGACUAAUCAAAAUUCUAGUCAAAUUAAUUUCAAUCAGAUGUAUUCAUCUAACAUACAGCAGAUACCUAAUGUGGGACUACCUCGUCAUCAAUUAGGUAUAGAUGGACAUCCAAAACAUAGUUGAGAUUACAAUAUUCACUCAAGUGAAUUUGGCAAUUCACUUUUAGCAGAUUAUGUGUGGAAACAUAUAACUGAAGGGUUUACUCCUUGAUUACCUUCCAAUCUUUGACAUAUAUUUGUAUAAUAUUAUUAAAACUUAUGUCCCUUCAAUUUCUUUUUUAGUGAUUAUUUAUGUAGGUAUAAGAAAAGUAUCUUUAAUAUGAAAAAUCUAUGUUUUACAUCACAUAAAUUUAUUCUUAAUCAUAUUUACAAGUUCUAAAAAAUAUUUUGUGUUAUAAAUCAUAGUUUUAAAAUUUUAGUAGCAAUGUAAAUCUAAAAUAUUUUUGUGACAACCAAUUUCUAGAUUGAUAUUAUAUAUUUUUUCAUGAUAAAACCUUAUAUAAACUAUAUUUACUAAUAUUUGGAAAUUUGUUCUAUAUUUAGGUAUUAAAAAAAUAG